GCUGCAGCUGCUUCGCCGAAUGUUCAGAAGCCGGGCUUUCUCGACAUCGUGGCUAGGUCACCGAGUGCGUUGGUCGUCGGGAACAAAACCGGAGAUGCGGCAGAUGGCGAGCAAGGUUGGAGGAAGUGGCAAGGAUCUUUGUGUUGAUGCGUGAUGCGUGACAAUUAUGCUCGAUACAGGUUUGAUAUUCUGGUUUGAAAAUAAGUACUGGCAACAUCAAACCUUGACUCAUCCAGGUAAAGCACACCACGCGCCGGACGAAGGUGAAAACGCAUCCCAUACUUUCGGCGGCCCAGGCCUCGUCUCUCCCAUGUCCGCGUCACCGUCGCCGUCCUCGCCGGGUCUUUCGCCCUCGCCUGCCUCACCUCCUAUGCUGGAGAAGGAGGAGCUCGAGGACGUGUCGCAAAAUGAGUCAGGUCAAGAGAGUGUUGAUUCCGGUUCCUCGCAAGCCGGGGAAGAGGGUGCCGGCGCCGAUUUUGUUGCUUCUCUUCCGUUGCAGCCCGCUGUUCAUCCGGUGCCGGGAGGGCGGAGACGAAGCUCGUUUCUGCAGCAGGUCUUGACCGAAGACUUCACAC
Molecule: messenger RNA, 575 nt
Organism: Amoebophrya sp. A120
Lineage: Eukaryota; Dinophyceae; Syndiniales; Amoebophryaceae
Source: the annotation of a GenBank genome assembly